Fraxinus pennsylvanica is the source of this 1266-nucleotide messenger RNA. NCBI's taxonomy places the organism in Eukaryota, Viridiplantae, Streptophyta, Magnoliopsida, Lamiales, Oleaceae. The record is from the annotation of a GenBank genome assembly.
AUGGCAGGAACUGUGUUCUUGAAAACUAAUUGUUUUGAAGUUAAGCUUGAAGGGAUCACAUUCAAAUCUAAGGAUUUUGAAGCUCUAUGCAUGAUGGAUUUUCUCUUCCCGGAGGGGAAGAUUUGGGAUCGUCCACCGGUUGUUGGCAUUGAUGUUGUGUGCCAUCCUCGUGAUCCAUCCGUUCUGCUGAUUCUAUUGUGUUUUGGUGUUGGUUGUGUGAUCCUCAGGUUUCGUCUAGGGGAUGAGUUGCCUGCUUCGAUCCUCAAAUUUCUUGCGGAUGAAAGAAUUCGUUUUGUUGGCUUUGGUAUUCCCGAGAAGAAAGAUCUGUUCCCAUUUGAAGAAUUGGGAUUGACAAAAAGCAAAGUGGAUAUUGGUCACCUAGCUGCAGAAAUUCUUAAAGAUCCCAAAUACAAAAGACGGGAACUUGCUGAUUUGGCGCGAAAAGUUCUUGGGAUCAGGAGAAUGACCGGCUUGACAGAGGCUUCGUCUUUUGAGAGACACGAGCAUAUAAAAUGUGCAAUUUGUCAGCUUUUUAUUACCAGCAUUAUUGCUAUGGGAUUGUUGGGUGCCAAUGACAGGAAGAAAUUGAAGGAUUCAGCCUCACCCAAGAAACGCUCUUUUCUUAAGAAUCUGAAUUCUCUUUCUUUGUUUAAAGAAGGAUGGUUCAAAUUGCCCAAAGUUAAGAAGGAAAAACAUAAAUGUCAAGUUGAGGAGGACGACGAAUACAUUCGUGUUGAAAUAAGAGAAACAGAGGAUAUGUUUGGCGACAUUAAUGUUCCUGUUAAGACGAAAAAUGAAGAGGAUCCUUUCAGCAAUUUUCUCAUAAAUGCCAAAGUCGUAGAAGAUGCUUCCAAUUCCAAGGUUAAAGAGGAAUCAUCCUCAAAUGACCUUGUUCAUGAAGAAGGUAGGAAGGGUAUUUUAGGCGAUUAUUCAAGAAAGGACAUCAUUUGUACGUCAAAAAAGCCCUUGAAAGGAAUCUUGAAAUGCCCAUCUUCAGGUCUGCUACGUAGUUUCUCGUCUUCAUUGUUGGAGCCUGAAUCAGUUCUAUCAAUAUCAGAAGAACAAAAUACCAGAGGUGCAUUGAAGAGAGCCAAUUCCAAGGGGUGCAAUGUAACCUUUAAGUGUCUUUUAGAAAGAGUGGUCCGGGAUCUCCUGCAACAAACAUUUGGAAGAUCCAAUGCCGAAGAUAAGAUAGUUCUUUGUCGGAUGCUUAUUCAUCAAGUGGAUCCUUCAUCCCUUGUUUCAGUAUCUGACCUGAUGCCUUAG